GGGACACUCUUCCAAGCAGGAUGGGUGCUGCUGCCAUGGCACUGCAAGACAGCAAAGGCAGCAUCCUCAGCAGUGCUUCAAGCACUGUUCUGUGCUCAGCUUGGGGCUGCACCUCCCCACAGCCCCAUCAGCUUCACCUGCAGCAUCCCACAGUGCAGUGGGGGGGCUCCCAGCCCUAUAACCCCCUAUAUCCCCCUAUAUUGGGGAGCUCAGUGCAGCCACAGGUCCAGAGAGUGGCACCCCCAUUGGUGCAGCUCUGGAGGCCCACGUGGGGAUGCCCUGGCAUGAGGUGGAUGAAGCCAACCUGUCCCAACAAGUGGGUACAGCUUUGUCCCCAGUUGGUAUUUGGCUGCUGUCCCCUCUGCAAGGAUGGGCCUAUCCCACCGAGCACUGCCCAGCUCAUGACAGUGGUGGUGCAUCAGGUGGGGGCUGGGGGACAUGGUCACUUGCCUUGGUUGCUUGGCAGAUGCAAUGGGAAAAAGCACCUGCCCCCUCAGCCAGGGCACAGGAACAUAAACCCAGCAAAAACCUGCGACUUUUGUUGCAUCUGGUGGUUGUUUUGGUGCACAAUAAAAGCUGCUGAUAGCUGGAAACUGGGGGCUAAUGGAUCUGUGGUGCCUGGUGCAGGACUUGGGCUGGUGCAGGAGUUGAGGGGGGGUCCCUCAUCACAGGGUGUGUUGCUGUUGUUCCCUCCCACCUCUCCAGCAGUGCAGUGCCCCCUGCUUCAGGCAGGGCAGCACGGAGCAUUUGGCUGCAGGAGGCAACAGGCAGAGGAGGCUGAAGUGGGGAUGAGACAGGUGAGAAGGGGAAAGGGAGGAGAGGGCAGAGGAAAGAGCAAUGGAACAGCACAGAGAAAGCAUCGUAUGGAGCAGGAAAACAGGUGGGAAGGGAGAAGGAAGCUCCCAGAUCUGGAUCCCAAGCCCCUGGGUUGGCCAGACCCAGCCCUGAGCUGAGCUCCAAAACAUCAUCUUUAUUGUGCCAAGGGGUGGAGAGGGCAGUUUGUAAACAAGUAUGUGAAAUAUACAGGUUAAGUUACUCGUCGUCUUAUUAACAAAAUAAAGCUCUAUCUAUA
Messenger RNA from Coturnix japonica (Japanese quail), 1072 nucleotides. The record is from RefSeq and is a predicted model, not a curated record. Lineage: Eukaryota; Metazoa; Chordata; Aves; Galliformes; Phasianidae.